ACUACGACUACGACUACUACGACUACGACUACUACGACUACUGCCGCCACCGCCACCGCCACGCACGAUAUUACUAAUUAUGGCUUAACCAUCCAAAUCACCAGCAAGUCUGAUUUCUGUCUUAUGUUGCCCCCUUCUCCCGGUAACAAGGCUGCCAAUGGUGGUAAAGUUGAUGUGGACGCUAUUGCUAAUUCUGAGAAGAAUGCCAUUGCUUUCUGUACUCGACCUAGCGCCAAUGCUCCCGGUGCUUCUACUUUACCUGUCACUCUUAUCAAGUCUGCUUACUACUUUAAGAACGAGACUGCUGGUUAUGUUCAAGUCACUGGUCGUUUGAAUCCCGCUGCCUAUGAGCUCAGUACAAAAGAUGAAGGAGGUCAAUAUGAUAAUCAUGGUAGAGGUUCUCCUCCUAACUCUAUCUGUUGGGGCUACAAGUACUAUGUUGCUCUUGUUGAGCCUAACAACCCUGAUUAUUGUGUCAGAUGCUGUGAUCAUUAUGCUGAUUGUAAUGCUGGUAGAAGUGCUUAUGGCUGUAAGCGUGUUGUUGACAAUGGUACUUACCAAUAAUAAAAUUUUUU
Molecule: messenger RNA, 575 nt
Organism: Gilbertella persicaria
Lineage: Eukaryota; Fungi; Mucoromycota; Mucoromycetes; Mucorales; Choanephoraceae
Exons: 1
Coding region: 124-564 (146 amino acids)
Source: RefSeq, a predicted model, not a curated record